AUGGCGCCGCGGCUGCAGUUGGAGAAGGCGGCCUGGCGCUGGACCGAGACGGUGCCGCCCGAGGCAGUAACGCGGGAGCACGUCGAAGCGGCCUACAGCGUCAGGCUGGAGCCCUGCCGGCGCGGCGCCUGCCGGAGGAACUGCCGGGAGAACCCCAACUGCCUGGUGGGCAUCGGGGAGCACGUCUGGCUGGGCGAGAUUGAUGAGAACAGCUUCCACAACAUCGAUGAUCCCAACUGCGAGCGCCGCAAGAAGAAUGCAUUUGUGGGCUUAACAAACCUCGGUGCCACGUGCUACAUGAACACUUUCUUGCAGAUGUGGUUUCUUAAUCUGGAGCUCCGGCAAGCCCUCUACUUGUGUUCCAGCAAUGAGCACACAGUCAGAGAGAGCAUCCCCAAAGACAAAGACUAUGAGCCUCAGACCAUUUGUGAGCAUCUUCAGUACUUGUUUGCCUUGCUGCAGAACAGCAAAAGGCGAUACAUCGAUCCCUCUGGGUUUGUCAAAGCGCUGGGCUUGGAUACAGGCCAGCACCAGGAUGCCCAGGAAUUUUCCAAGCUGUUCAUGUCACUGCUGGAAGAUAUUUUAUCCAAACAAAAAAAUCCAGACGUUUGAAACAUUGUUCAGAAACAGUUUUGUGGGGAGUAUGUCUAUGUCACAGUCUGCAACCGGUGUGGCAGGGAAUCCAAACUCGUGUCUAAGUUUUAUGAGCUGGAGUUAAACAUCCAAGGGCACAAGCAGCUGACAGACUGCAUAACAGAGUUUCUCAAGGAAGAAAAAUUAGAAGGGGACAAUCGUUAUUUUUGCGAAACUUGUCAGAGUAAGCAGAAUGCCACAAGGAAGAUCAGGCUGCUAAGUCUUCCAUGCACACUCAACCUGCAGCUGAUGCGUUUCAUGUUUGACAGACAAACUGGCCAUAAGAAAAAGCUGAACACCUACAUUGGCUUCUCUGAGCUGCUCGACAUGGAGCCUUUUAUGGAACAAAAAAAUGGUGUUUAUGUAUAUGAACUGAGUGCUGUUCUCAUACACCAAGGUGUGAGUGCAUACUCAGGGCACUACAUCGCCCACGUGAAGGACCUGAGGAAACGGUCAGAAGUUAUACCAGAAGAGGUUUAG
This is a messenger RNA of Centrocercus urophasianus (Greater sage-grouse), 1113 nucleotides long. RefSeq names its product ubiquitin carboxyl-terminal hydrolase 48-like. Gene Ontology annotation, molecular function: cysteine-type deubiquitinase activity; cysteine-type endopeptidase activity. The transcript has 2 exons. Gene Ontology annotation, biological process: protein deubiquitination. The record is from RefSeq and is a predicted model, not a curated record. NCBI's taxonomy places the organism in Eukaryota, Metazoa, Chordata, Aves, Galliformes, Phasianidae. Gene Ontology annotation, cellular component: cytosol; nucleus.